AUGACCACGCCAAGCCACGCCCUCAAUGUCACUGCCAACUGGCACUUCUCCUGCAUAUACUUUGACACCAAACCUUUGCAAGUGCUGUCUGCAGCGACCAGCUCUGGACAACAGUCAGAUAAACCAAAGGCUGUGCUGACCCUGGAGCCCCCGGGUGGAGAGAUAUUCACAGGAGACAGAGUUACCCUGAGCUGUGGGGUUGGGGGAGACCCUGCUGGCUGGAAGUAUCUCUGGUUCAAAGACAGACAAGGAACAGCACUGCCCCAGACUGACAGCAGCAGUGUAGAGGGGUCCAGCUACACAAUCAGCGCUGCUGCUCUGUCCCACAGUGGAGAGUACCGGUGCAUAGCUCAAAGGAGAAAUGGACUGCUUUACUCAGAGUACAGUGAUCCCAUCCAGCUAAUAGUAUCUGCUGAAACUCGUCCAAAAGCUGUUCUGACCCUGGAGACUGGAGGGACCGAGGUAUUAGUUACACAAAGUGUGACACUGCGAUGUGGGGUUCAAGGGAGCUCUGCUGAGUGGAGCUAUGCAUGGUACAGAGAUGGGAAUGAACUGUCUGAAUACAAGACUUACUCGAGCAGUAGACAUGGUGACAGAUACACAAUCAACUCUGCAGAUGAGUCACACAGCGGGGAAUAUACCUGUAAAGGUGAAAGGACGGCUAAACCAUUUUACUCCAGAACCAGUGAUCCUCUGACACUGAAAGUUUCCAAUAAACCAAAGGCUGUGCUGACCCUGGAGCCCCCGGGUGGAGAGAUAUUCACAGGAGACAGAGUUACCCUGAGCUGUGGGGUUGGGGGAGACCCUGCUGGCUGGAAGUAUCUCUGGUUCAAAGACAGACAAGGAACAGCACUGCCCCAGACUGACAGCAGCAGUGUAGAGGGGUCCAGCUACACAAUCAACUCUGCUGCUCCGUCCCACAGUGGAGAGUACCGGUGCAUAACUCAAAGGAGAAAUGGACUGCUUUACUCAGAGUACAGUGAUCCCAUCCAGCUAAUAGUAUCUGAUAAACCAAAGGCUGUGCUGACCCUGGAGCCCCCAGGUGGAGAGAUAUUCACAGGAGACAGAGUUACCCUGAGCUGUAGGAUUGGGGGAGACCCUGCUGGCUGGAAGUAUCUCUGGUUCAAAGACAGACAAGGAACAGCACUGCCUCAGACUGACAGCAGCAGUGUAGAGGGGUCCAGCUACACAAUCAGCUCUGCUGCUCUGUCCCACAGUGGAGAGUACUGGUGUCGAGCUGGGAGGGGGAAUGGACUGUUUUACUCAGAGUACAGUGACUCUGUCAUGCUAAAAGUAGCCACUCGACCAAAUGCUGUGCUGACCCUGGAGACUGGAGGGACUGAGGUAUUUGCUACAGAAAGUGUGACACUGCGAUGUGGGGUUCAAGGGAGCUCUGCUGAGUGGCUCUAUGCAUGGUACAGAGAUGGGAAUGAACUGUCUGAAUACAAGACUUACUCGAGCAGUAGACAUGGUGAUAGAUACACAAUUGACUCUGCAGAUGAGUCACACAGCGGGGAAUAUACCUGUAAAGGUGAAAGGAUGACUAAACCAUUUUACUCCAGAACCAGCAGAACCAGUGAUCCUCUGACACUGAAAGUUUCCAAUAAACCAAAGGCUGUGCUGACCCUGGAGCCCCCGGGUGGAGAGAUAUUCACAGGAGACAGAGUUACCCUGAGCUGUGGGGUUGGGGGAGACCCUGCUGGCUGGAAGUAUCUCUGGUAUAAAGACAGACAAGGAACAGCACUGCCCCAGACUGACAGCAGCAGUGUAGAGGGGUCCAGCUACACAAUCAGCUCUGCUGCUCUGUCCCACAGUGGAGAGUACCGGUGUCGAGCUGGGAGGGAGAAUGGACUGUUUUACUCGGAGUACAGUGACUCUGUUAGAUUUAAUGUUUCUGCUGUACCAAUAUCUGUGCUGACCCUGGAGACUGGAGAGACUGAGAUAUUUGCUACAGAAAGUGUGACAUUGAGAUGUGAGGUUCAAGGGAGCUCUGCUGAGUGGAAUUAUACGUGGUACAGAGAUGGGAAUGAACGUCCUGUACACAAGACUUACUCCAGCAGUAGACAUGGUGACAGAUACACAAUUAAUUCUGCAGAUGAGUCACACAGUGGGGAAUAUACCUGUAAAGGUGAAAAGUCUAAUGAGUUUUACUCCAAUUCUAGCAAUCCACGCAUUCUGAAAGUUUCUGCUCAACCAAAAGCUGUUCUGACUGUGGAAAUGGGUUGGAUUAAGAUAUUCAUUUCAGAAAGUAUGACACUGAGAUGUGAGGUUCAAGGGCGUGUUAAUGAGUGGAACUAUACAUGGUACAGGGAUGGAAUUCAUUGCAACAACACUGGAUACCGUGAAAGGUACACAGUAUACUCCAAAAAUGAGUCAUACAGCAGACAAUAUACCUGUAAAGGUGAAAGGACUCCUAAACCACUUUCCUCCAUUACCAGCGACCCUCUUGUCCCGAAAGAUUUUGUUCUGAAGUGGCAGCUCAUUGUGGGGGCUCCCGGUGUCACUGCUCUGCUCGUUCUUCUUGUUGGCUUGGUGCUGUUGUGCCGGAGAAUCUGCAGAAAACCAGAUAACCACAAGCAGGCUCAUGGUGAGAUGUUUCACUCAAUGGUCAACCUGAAAGACAGAAAAUCAGCCAAUCCUGUUCCAGAAGAUGCUGUUUAUGACACCAUCAGCUUAGCAAUGGAAACACAAUGUGACCCAACAGAAGCUAACAGUGAUGAGUUUUAUUAUACUUUCAAAUAAAGAAGAAACCUCAAGGGCAAUGAAUACAGUUUAAAUCAAUUGCAUGAUUUAAUCAGAGCAUAUUUAACAGCAUUGGUGAGCGAGCUCACAUCAUCCAGCCACAAUGUACAGGACUAUCUCAAGAACACAGACCCAGUUUACUUGUGCCAUUUACAACAGAAAUGCUAGAUCUGCAAA
Molecule: messenger RNA, 2919 nt
Organism: Acipenser ruthenus (sterlet)
Lineage: Eukaryota; Metazoa; Chordata; Actinopteri; Acipenseriformes; Acipenseridae
Product: B-cell receptor CD22-like
Exons: 15
Coding region: 1-2742 (913 amino acids)
Biological process (GO): cell surface receptor signaling pathway
Molecular function (GO): transmembrane signaling receptor activity
Source: RefSeq, a predicted model, not a curated record